GUAUAGGUUAAAAGAAUAUGUGUCAGAAAUUAUAAGGUAAUUCAAUCUCUGCACUCUCGAGGGUCACUAUAUUUUGACGAUACACUCAGGAAGAACAAGAAAAAUUAAAUUUGCAUCUGUUAUAUGACUGCUACAACUUGGAGCAGAUUCGCAUUGUUUACUAUCUCCACUACUCCAUACCCCAGCCCCAGACCCCAGCCCCCGGCCCCAGCCCCUAUCCAGUCUCCGUAUGGGUACAAGAUGGUGGAUAGCAGUCAUGGUGGGGGGCCAUUAGAGCAUCUUUGAUUAUGGCCGGAAUUCGUAGUCGAAUCUUAUUCAAGUUCCAGUUUAAGCACGAUCUUGAGACGUCAAUGCUGUUAUUUCAUUGGUUAAGUAAGUCUUAAGUCGGCUCGAAGCUAGACUUAAGACAAUGCUUGAGCUUAAGAUCGGUCUAUGAAUCCCGUCCUAUAGGUCUUUAACUAUCACUAUCGCGCUAUUGGCUCCACGAACAAUUCAGAUAGCGUUAGCGUUAAUAGUGUCUCCCCGAACGUACCCAAGAUGGUGGAUAGCAGUCAUGGUGGGGGGCCAUUGGCGCAUCUUUGAUAAUCUACUAGUUUACACCGAGCACUUGAUACGCGUAUCAAGUAGUGAAUUUAAGCUGAUCAGCCAAUGAUUAAACACAUUCACUAGUUAUUUACUAUUUGAUACGCGUACCAAGUGCUCGGUGUAAACUAGUAGUAUAGGUCUUUACUCAAAACCACAGAGAUCGGUCUCCUGGGGCUCGAUUCUUGAAUUCAUUUGCAAGAGAAACGUAUUCGCAAAUUCUGUUCUUACAGAAAAGUUGAAAAUUUAUUGGCUAUCGUAUGGCUUUUAACCAAUAAACUUGCAACUUUUCUGUUAAAGCGGGUAUUUGCGCAUACGUUUUCUUGCGAAUGAAUUCAAGAAUCGAGCCCCUGGUUCUAGUAAGGCACUAUAAAAGUGAGUACACAGUUUAGCUAUAACCAGUUGCGACAGUACAGUCGGAACCUUUGAUGUUUAUGUUACCUAGUCACGUGACCAUCCGCCAUGUUUUGGAUUGUAAGAAAGCGCGUUAUUCGAAGAUAUAAAACAAAAAAAGAUAGUAAAAAUAUUUCUUAUGAUUCGUGUCAAAUUGUUAUUAAAGAGAUAAGUGAAUAAAUAAAAAAAAUUACAGAAAAAGUUAAAAAAAGUUAAAUUUUGAAAUGAGGUUAAACAAUAAUAUAUAAAUGGAUUUUUUGGAAAACAAAAAAAUUUUAUUCCUGCGUUUCGUCCAGAUAUGUUUUUACACAUGACACAGGAAAAUCCACCUUUACUAACUUUACUCAUUAUUAUAAUUUAUUUCAAAAUAAAUGAUAUUGAAAAAAACACUGAAGAUGAUCUUCAUUAAUAAUCUUUUCAAAAUAAUACCUAAUUAAUAUCGCUUAAUAUCACUGAAAAAUUAUUCACACAAUAUAACCUCUAACACGCAAUUAUCACAUGUCUAGCUCAUAGCUUCGUACCGCGUGGCUCGCCAUGUCCGCCAUAUUUUAGAUAGUACAGUUGACGCAUGCGUCGUAAAAUAUUAUACGAAGAAUUUCGCUGACUGUCGUAACUGGUUAUAGCUAAACUGUGGUGAGUAUUCUCACGUCCGCCAUUUUUCUUCUAACUAGCAUGAAAAAUUAGGUAUGUUUGUAUAUAUAUACGUCAAUAAUCUUUGGAAACACCAAACUUUAAGCGACAAUGAAACGAAGUGUGCUUUCCAGCAAGACACAGUGUAACACAGUGUCCAUUAGUGUGAGAAAGAACAUGUCAGUGUGUCUCGCUCACACUAGUGGACACUGUGUUACACUGUGUCUUGCUGGAAAGCACACGAAGACACGAUAUUUAUGAUCUUGAGACUGUAAAGGUUAUUGCGAUUAUUAUAUAUGUAAAACAUUAUGCUAGUUACUUGCUAGUUUGAAGAAAAAUGGCGGAUGUGAGAAUACCUACUUUUUUAGUGCUCUAGUUCUAGUCUUCAUAAGUAUAAGCUCUAUGGCUGGAAAGCACACAUGUAUUCUUCUCUCUCUAGUUCUAGUCUCUAGUGCCUCUGAUAUCGGGAAUAUUGCAUCACUGCAUCGCAGUUUGAAAAUUUACGGAAUGGCUGUUCGCGGGGAACUGAAUACCUUUGACGAGACCUCGUUUAUCGAUAAAAAAAAAAUAAAGAGCUUCUCAUCUCGUAGAAUGGAGAACAGAGUAUUUUAUUCGAGAUAUAAGCAUUCCAUUUACUUCAUUCCAUAUCAGCCGAAACCUCGCAGACCACUCACAUCAUAUAUGCAUCGUUUGAGUCACUCGAGCAACGGACAAAUUUUUGCUAAGGUUAUCGACAGAGCCAGAGUGGUGCACCACUCUGUUGGAGUCGUGCUCCAUGUUCAAACUUCAGUCAAAUUCGUAACGAACUUCAGAGAAUUUCCAAAGCAGCGAUCCGAGUCUCUGUACUCGAACUUCUAA
Molecule: messenger RNA, 2463 nt
Organism: Monomorium pharaonis (pharaoh ant)
Lineage: Eukaryota; Metazoa; Arthropoda; Insecta; Hymenoptera; Formicidae
Exons: 4
Coding region: 2008-2463 (151 amino acids)
Source: RefSeq, a predicted model, not a curated record